Messenger RNA from Fomitiporia mediterranea MF3/22, 1963 nucleotides. RefSeq lists its product as uncharacterized. The transcript is spliced from 7 exons. The record is from RefSeq and is a predicted model, not a curated record. NCBI's taxonomy places the organism in Eukaryota, Fungi, Basidiomycota, Agaricomycetes, Hymenochaetales, Hymenochaetaceae. The coding region runs from base 351 to 1802 and encodes 483 amino acids.
GGAACUUCGAGACCUUUUUCUGCAAAGUUUCGUUGGACCGUGAGGAGACCGUGGAACCAAUGUCAGUGAUGGCAACAUUCGCCCCGAUGCAUGGCGCACGCUCUCUAUGCACUAAGGUCAUCCCGAGCUCUGCUGCGCUUCUUUCGCACUAUCAGACAAGCGCGGCACACAGCCCAUAUGCAAGAAAGCGUUCUCAGUUGAAACGGUGAUACUCAUUCUUAAGAGCCGGUCGCCAUAUAUAAGCUACAAUACUCAUGUGGGCGCGCCGGCACUCGGACAACCUCAUUCACAGUAUGCGCCCGACCUGAGUAUUGUCACCGGGACCUGUUUCUCUUUGGUCCUCUUCCUUCAUGAUCUUACGCUUGUCUCUUGCCUUUCUGUUUUGUCUCUCGUUUAUUUUCUUGUCUUCCGCGGAAAAUGUCCAGGGCGACAACUUCUGUAGCGAGUUAAUGUGCGUAACUGCUUUCGUGAAUUCCAGCACGAUUACAUAUCAAUUGACUGCAUUGAAUCAGCUAGGAUGGAUGGCUGUUGGCUUUGGGAUGCAGAUGGCGGACGCGAAAAUGGUCAUCAUGUGGCCCAAUUUCGACGGCAGUGUGUCGCUGUCUCAAAGAACUGCUACAGGAGAAGUAGAACCUAACCCGGAUCCAAAUCCCCCUCGUAUUGCAACUAUAUUCAAUCCUUUGACUAAUUCAAAUCGCCUCGCAUUCACCGUUCCUAAGGAUGACACAGUUCAGCAAAAUGCCAUUUGGGCUCUGGGUGUUGCCAAUCCUAUGUCAGCUUCUGUGGAUGUGACCCUGGAAUUACACCUCGAUUCAGGGAACUUUACAUUGAACUUGUCCAAUCAUAUCAAUACGGAAGACAUUCCAGCUCUGAAUCCCGAAUCGUCUAGUAUGCUUCCUACUGACACUCCCAAUUCUGGUUCUUCAGCAUCGUCACCUCCCGAAUCCGGCGAGGGUACCACCUCUGGCGAAGAGCCUUUCGAGACGUUCGAGAGGCUCAUCAUUGCUCAUGCUGUCCUUUCGGCCGCGGGUUUCUUGGUGAUUUUGCCAGCAGGAGCUCUCAUCGCGCGCUGGGGGCGAACUUUCUCAGAGAAUUGGUUUUACUAUCACUGGAUGACACAAGUUGUUUUCAGUAUUCCGGUGGUUGUAACGGGGUGGGCGUUAGGUCCUUUGUCUGUCGCCGCUCAAGGCGGGGUUCACGCUAACGAUUCCCAUAAGGUGUUAGGCAUUUUGCUUUUCCCUAUGUACUUGAUCCAAUUAUGCUUCGGAACAUUUAUCCACUUCCGUAAACCCGCUUAUCCAAAACGACACCCGCCACGACAUAUUGCGCAUGGAUUACUGGGUAUGACAAUUGUUGCGCUUGCAUUCUACCAGGUUAGGACAGGGUUGACGGUGGACUGGACUACAGCUACGGCCCUUCCGAUCAAUCUCGAUAUUUUCUCAAAUCUCUGGAUUGCAUGGGUGGUAUUUAUUCCUGUCAUAUAUGUCAUGGGCUUUCUAUUGCUCCCGCGACAAGUUAAAUAUGAGCGGGAUCUACCGCCGCCGUAUUCGCCUGGAGUGACGGUACAUGAGGGAAAUAACGGAGCUGGUGUUAGGCAUCUCUUAGGACUUGAACCGGUGGACGAUGGCACGCACGACCUUUUCUCUGAGGACGUCACACGCAAUGCGGGAGAAAGAAGGAGAUCGAGCAGUCCGAAUUCUGGUGGGAUAGAAAUGCGAGAAGUUCCGAAUGAACGUCGAACACCCCUUUCUCUUGCUAGUUCUCAACUAGCAUCUCCUUCACCGUCAAGCAGGACAGUUUAAAGUGACCUUUAUUUUAUUUUGCACGUUUUCUUUCCCUUUUAUCUUUUGUGUUGAUUGGAUCGGAUUUUCUUGGCAGUUUCCGGAAAUUACAAUAUUUCUUCCUUCACACAUGUAUCGAGAUUCUCUUGCUUAUCGUGUAGCUGUAUCGCGAUGACAAUAUU